UGGCCAAAAUCGUGCGGUUCUCUCUAUUAAUAUCUCCCCAAAAAUUGAAAUUGGCGACUCAUUACUUCUCUGUUCUCUAGAAUCAUCUUCUUCAUCCUAAAAGAAAUCAUGCCUCGCCGAAGCUCAGGAAGAUCUGCUCCUCGUCCUGCUCCUCGUCCAGCUGCUCGUAACCCUCCUCAGCCAGUUCACCAUGCUCCUCCACCUGCUCCAGUUCAAGCUUCAAGUGGUGGAUCUGUCCUUGGCGGUAUUGGUUCCACUAUAGCUCAAGGUAUGGCUUUUGGAACUGGAAGUGCUGUUGCACACAGGGCAGUGGAUGCUGUUAUGGGUCCUCGUACAAUCCAACAUGAGACCGUUGUUACUGAGGCUGCUGCUUCUCAACCAGCUCCCACUAGCAGCAGUGUUGGUGAUUCUUGUGGAAUCCACUCAAGGGCCUUCCAAGAUUGCUUGAACAACUAUGGAAGCGAUAUUAGCAAAUGUCAGUUCUACCUGGAUAUGUUGAAUGAAUGCAAAAGGAACUCUGGAUCAGUCAUGGGUGCUUAAAGUUGAUGUUCGGCGAUUCAGUUGAAGAAAUUCUUGAAAAUUUAUUGAAGCUCUAGACUUUUCAAAGUGAUGAUCCGUUAUGUAUUAUUUGAUGGGCUGUUGUCUAUUGCUCAACCGCUUUGUUAGAGACAAUCAACUGGUCAGGUUGAUGUUAUAAUUCUUACUUUUAUGGCUGGUGACUGUUUGGACUUUUGUCAUGCUUUAUAGUUGAAUAAGAAUGUCUUUGCGCGUUCAA
Messenger RNA from Amaranthus tricolor (Joseph's coat), 775 nucleotides. RefSeq lists its product as uncharacterized. Bases 109 to 540 code for a protein of 143 amino acids. Gene Ontology annotation, cellular component: mitochondrion; nucleus. The record is from RefSeq and is a predicted model, not a curated record. The transcript is spliced from 5 exons. Lineage: Eukaryota; Viridiplantae; Streptophyta; Magnoliopsida; Caryophyllales; Amaranthaceae. Gene Ontology annotation, biological process: mitochondrion organization.